AUGGGACAACCACAGCAACAAGCGGCGCCAUCGGGAGGCUCCAGAAAGAUCUCGUUCAACGUCUCUGACCAGUACGAUAUCCAAGAUGUUAUUGGGGAGGGGGCUUAUGGCGUCGUCUGUUCUGCACUGCACAAGCCGUCAGGUCAGAAAGUGGCCAUCAAAAAGAUCACUCCAUUUGAUCACUCUAUGUUCUGCCUGCGCACGUUACGAGAAAUGAAGCUGCUGCGAUACUUCAACCACGAGAACAUCAUUUCGAUUCUUGACAUUCAAAAGCCACGAAAUUAUGAGUCCUUCUCCGAGGUCUAUCUCAUUCAGGAACUCAUGGAAACGGACAUGCAUCGCGUGAUUAGAACCCAAGAUCUCUCGGACGACCACUGCCAGUAUUUCAUCUAUCAGACUCUGCGCGCUCUCAAAGCCAUGCACUCUGCGAACGUCCUUCAUCGAGACCUGAAACCAUCUAAUCUCUUGCUCAAUGCUAAUUGCGAUCUCAAAGUCUGCGACUUCGGCCUCGCGAGAUCUGCAGCUUCAACGGACGACAACUCAGGAUUCAUGACGGAAUAUGUUGCGACAAGAUGGUAUCGUGCUCCAGAAAUCAUGCUCACGUUCAAGGAAUACACCAAAGCCAUUGAUGUAUGGAGUGUUGGCUGUAUACUUGCAGAGAUGUUAAGUGGCAAGCCCUUGUUCCCUGGAAAAGACUAUCAUCAUCAACUCACCCUAAUAUUGGAUGUCCUUGGUACUCCGACGAUGGAGGAUUACUACGGCAUCAAGUCCCGGCGUGCGCGAGAAUACAUCCGGUCAUUGCCCUUCAAGAAGAAGAUCCCCUUGAAAGCACUCUUCCCCAAGACUUCGGACCUGGCAUUGGAUUUGUUGGAGAGGCUGCUAGCGUUCAACCCAGUCAAGCGCAUCACGGUUGAAGAAGCCCUCAAGCACCCGUACUUGGAGCCUUAUCAUGACCCUGACGAUGAGCCCACUGCGGAUCCUAUUCCAGAAGAGUUCUUUGACUUUGAUAGGAACAAGGACCAGCUCAGCAAGGAGGAAUUGAAGGCGUUGAUUUGGAAUGAGAUCAUGCGAUAG
Molecule: messenger RNA, 1074 nt
Organism: Fonsecaea pedrosoi CBS 271.37
Lineage: Eukaryota; Fungi; Ascomycota; Eurotiomycetes; Chaetothyriales; Herpotrichiellaceae
Product: mitogen-activated protein kinase
Exons: 4
Coding region: 1-1074 (357 amino acids)
Biological process (GO): protein phosphorylation; intracellular signal transduction
Cellular component (GO): cytoplasm; nucleus
Molecular function (GO): MAP kinase activity; ATP binding
Source: RefSeq, a predicted model, not a curated record